AUGCUCACGCAACAAUUAUAUCAACAUGCAUCUCUCACGGCCCCGGUUUCCGUCCUAGCGCUCGACGUCAAGAUCGGAGCGUGGGAGAUCUACGAUCGCAGGUCACGUGAGGGCGCAUUGGCCUCACCGCGUUCUACUCGCGCGUUCGUGACACAGCUCGUUGAUGCGCUCGGUGUGCGUGCUGGUAGGGAGCACGGCGCCGCCGGCCGGGAGGCUCGGGAUGGGAGCACGAAUAUGCUCGAAGGCGCGGGUGGAGAAGUGAAGAAGCUGCUGCUGGCGCUGCACGUUGCGUUUCCGAACGAGCUGCUGCCUGCGCUGGACCUCCUCGAUCGCUCCCUCGUUACGCGCUUUCGCACCCGCCGCGACAUCGAUGAUCAAGCGGAAGCAGCUGCGCCUCAAGGACUACGCGGACAGAUCGAAGGAACAGAUACAGAAGGAGCACCAGGCAACAGCAACACCGAUGGGAGCAUCAUCGACGCUCCAACGCAGCGUCCUCCGCCGCCCGACGGACUCGGCCCAACGCACCCAUCCGACGCCGAGAUGCUCGAUGCGCCGCCACACUCGGCUUUACCGGAAAACAUAGCGGAUGGAACUCCACGCGAUGCCAAGCAGGCGACGAUGGAGGACACGGUAUAUUACGUCCGCUCUGCGCAGCAGCGCUCCUCCCGCUUCAGCACAUCCUUCGACACGCUCACAUCCUACGAAGUGCGUCCCACCGCGUGGAACUGCUCGUGCCCUGCAUUCGCGUUCUCUGCUUUCCCGCCGGCGCAUCCUGAGCCGCCGGUGCCGAUGUACGAUUCGGAUGAUGAAAUACAAGUAGAAGGCGAAGUGUGGAGCUUUGGAGGGUUCGGUCUGGGCGAGGGUAUACCGCCGGUGUGUAAGCAUUUACUUGCUUGUGUGCUUGCGGAACGGUGCGCUGGGCUGUUCGGAGGGUACGUGGAGGAGCGUGCUGUUAGUGUGGAGGAAGCUGCUGGGUGGGCGGCUGGAUGGGGAGAUUGA
Molecule: messenger RNA, 999 nt
Organism: Paraphaeosphaeria sporulosa
Lineage: Eukaryota; Fungi; Ascomycota; Dothideomycetes; Pleosporales; Didymosphaeriaceae
Exons: 2
Coding region: 1-999 (332 amino acids)
Source: RefSeq, a predicted model, not a curated record